GUCAACAUGGAGUCGUGAAACAAGACAGAGCGAAGGGCUGACUUUUUAUAGUUUUAAAAUAAAUAUAAUACAUGGGAAAGACGCUGAAACUCCAAUUACAUGUACAUAAAUUAGUGUCAUUUACGAAGACAAUUGCAGUAAAAGGGCUGGUGGUCUCUGCAAUAUUGACGCAACAUGGUCCGGCACAGCAAGCUCCAGAAACAGGUCCUCAGCCUCUACAAACAGUUCCUCCGGGCCGCCCAGGACAAGCCAGGCUUCGUGCCACGAAUCCAGUACGAGUUCCGGCAGAGCGCCAGCAUCCCCAGAGCUAACGUCAUGCAGAUCGAGUACCUCUACAGGAGAGGACAGAGACAGCUGGAGCAGAUGAAAGACGUGAACACCAAACAGCUCGGAGCGUUUGUCAAAACCAGAUCGGACAGCUAGCCUACACAGAUUAUUAUAGGUGGGUAUUCAUUUGUCACCAGUAGUGGAAAUUAAUAUAAUAAACCAGUGUAUCAUAGAAAAGUGGAUUGGACUUGCAAUAAAAAAAAAUUAAAAAUUAAAAAAAAAAAAGAUGGUGCCGGCAGUCCAAGAUGCUGGGGCUGUGCCACUGUUGGUUCAGCACCGCCAGCCCUGCAGUGAGCUCCUGUGUGCACGGUAGAGGGAGGAGGUCUAAGGCAGUCGCUCCCUGGUGGCGUGCAUAGGAACUGGAGCCUGCAGGGGCUGCAACAGUCAGCAGCAAGAGACAGUCGUUGGUGCAACUUUGCACUGGCGAUGACCCGUCGUCGGGAUCCAGUGGAUGCAGGGGACUGAGUGGUGCACCUGGACUAAAACAAGGGACGGGACGGGACGGGACGGGAAGGGACGGGGCUGUGAGUGAUGCAAUGCUGUAUUGUUGUUGGGCUGUUUCAGGGGAUCAAACGCGCUCCGGGGGAGUGUGUAUGCAGUGUCAUUUGUCGUGCAGCUGUUAAGAGUCAUGGCUACCGAAUAAAGAGUUGCUGUGUGCCUGA
This is a messenger RNA of Polyodon spathula (Mississippi paddlefish), 989 nucleotides long. It is a transcript of the gene sdhaf1, whose product is annotated as succinate dehydrogenase complex assembly factor 1. The record is from RefSeq and is a predicted model, not a curated record. Gene Ontology annotation, biological process: mitochondrial respiratory chain complex II assembly. The transcript is spliced from 2 exons. Gene Ontology annotation, cellular component: mitochondrion. Bases 175 to 423 code for a protein of 82 amino acids. Lineage: Eukaryota; Metazoa; Chordata; Actinopteri; Acipenseriformes; Polyodontidae.